Messenger RNA from Vicia faba (fava bean), 966 nucleotides. NCBI's taxonomy places the organism in Eukaryota, Viridiplantae, Streptophyta, Magnoliopsida, Fabales, Fabaceae. The record is from the annotation of a GenBank genome assembly.
AUGAGGGAAUUUUUGGUUGCUAGAGAAAAUAUUGAGAAUGUGAAUGUUGUGCAAUCGGAAGUCGAAUUAGAACCACCAUCUAAUGUGGUUAAUGAGUUUAAUCCAAAUGAGAUUGUGCGAGAUCCAGGUCAUAGGAAACAAAUUAAUGAGUAUGCUCCGGAUAUUCAAGACCAAGUGAGGAGGGCAUAUAUAUUGAAGGGUCAAAUGCAACCAGAUUUGCCAAGCUUUCCUCGUACUACAUUUGGGAGUGUUAAAAGAUCAUUUAGUAAAUCAUGGUAUAAGAAUUAUACAUGGUUAGAAUACAGUGAGAUAAAGGAUGCAGCUUAUUGUUUUUAUUGUUUUCUCUUUAAGAAACCCGGGAGGGCCGAGCACUUUGGUUUUGAAGUCUUCACUAAAAGUGGAUAUAGAGAUUGGAAGCAUGCAUCUCAAGGCUUGAAAGGUCACGUUGGUAGUCAUAAUAGUUUGCAUAACUCAUGUGUCAAGCACUAUGAUGAUUAUAAUAAUCAAAGACAAAGUGUGACAAGUAAGUUUGCUAAAGCAACCAAGGAAUCAGAAGAAUUAUAUAAGAUUCGUUUGACUUGUUCUUUAGAUUGUUCAAGAUAUCUCAUAGCACAAGGCAUGGCUUUUCGUGGCCAUGAUGAAUCCUCUACUUCUCUAAAUAAGGGUAAUUUUAGAGAGAUGGUAGAUUGGGUAAAAUCUCAAAAUGAACAAGUGAGGGACGCUUUUGACCGUGGUGGAAAAAAUUGCACAAUGACUUGCGGUGACAUUCAAAAGGAGCUUGCAACAUGUUGUGCACAUGAAGUUACCAAGGUGAUUAUGGAAGAUCUUGGUGAUAGACAAUUCUCCGUGCUUAUUGACGAGUCACGUGAUAUAUCCGUCAAAGAGCAAAUGGCGGUGAUGUUGAGGUUUUUGAAUGACAAAGGAAAUGUUGUGGAACGAUUUAUUUCUCUACAUCAGAGUCAUUAA